Molecule: messenger RNA, 1491 nt
Organism: Selaginella moellendorffii
Lineage: Eukaryota; Viridiplantae; Streptophyta; Lycopodiopsida; Selaginellales; Selaginellaceae
Product: probable beta-1,4-xylosyltransferase IRX14
Exons: 2
Coding region: 186-1379 (397 amino acids)
Biological process (GO): glucuronoxylan biosynthetic process; plant-type secondary cell wall biogenesis
Cellular component (GO): Golgi membrane
Molecular function (GO): galactosylgalactosylxylosylprotein 3-beta-glucuronosyltransferase activity; xylosyltransferase activity
Source: RefSeq, a predicted model, not a curated record
AAGAAAGUUGGCCAUGCCAUGAAGCCCGUGACUUUAGUACUGAGGAAACACUGCCACUGGCAUCGCACGCCCCAGGAGUGAGUUCACGCCCUCCACAGCGUUUCUCCUCCAUCGAUCGAUCGACUUGUCCAGCUUCUUUCUCUCUUCUAUCGAUUCUUUCUCGAGGAGGAUAAUGCUAGCAAUCAAUGAGCAGUGGCUCUUCUCUGAUGAUUUGGAGUGGAUGGAGCAGUGGAUUCUCGUCGAUCGCGGCGUUGGGCGUGUCGGUCCAUCUAGUGGCUUGCAUCGCGAGCUUGAUGCUGGGGAUGGAGCUCUCCUUGAUCCUCUUCUCUUCUUCCAGCGAUUACCACCGCGCCAAUCGUGGUCAACCCCUGUUGCUAGAGUCCACGAUAGCUAGCCAUGGAGCCGGAGGAGCUCCAAGAAUGGCUAUGAGCGCGGCCGGUCCACCCAAGACGAUGGCGAGCUCCUCCCCCUCGAGUUGCGUCCAUCCGGGUCGCCACCCGAUCAUCGUCCGCCCCUGGCCUCACCCAAAUCCGCGCGAGCUUGCCGCCGCACAGGCGAUCAUGGAUCGCGUCCAGCUCGAGCAGAGAAGGGCGUUUGAGGAGGAAGAGCUCAUGAACAAGAAGCAAGAGGUGAUCGUGGUGACCACGCUGGGAGAUUGCAAAGUUGGCCAGCAGCGAGAGCGAAGAAUGCAAGUGUUGCUCAGAUUGGGGGCCAUGGCAAACACUCUGGCUUGCGCGGCCUCGCGGGCCUCCAUCUCGUGGAUCGUCAUGGAAUGCUCCAAUUUCACGAAUGAUCACCAAAGAGACACCACGAGAGAGGUUCUCUCGAGGAGCCGCGCUACAAAGUUUGCGCUGCUGGAGCCGCGGAUGGAUGAUCUGGCUUCUUCCAUGGCGUUGUCGAGAAGGAUCCAAAGUCUCAGUUUCAUACGAGAAAAUAAGAUGGAAGGCAUCAUCGUCUUCAUCGACGAGCACAGCACCGCCAGCCUCCAUCUCUUUGACGAACUCCAAAAGGUGGCGAGGGUAGCGGCAUUCCCAGCAGGUCUCGCAAGGACCUCACCACCUUUACAUGGAGUUUUCACUCAAAGAACAACCUUUGGCUCUGCGGGGAAGCUAGUCAACGGCUGGGAGCUUUCGUCCAAUUCCUCCAACACCAGCAUUGUUCAAAGUGUCCCCGCUCACGAGUGGACUGGAUUGGCAUUCAAUUCCAAGAUGCUGUGGUCGGAGGAACGAUUUUCGUGGGCUCGAGUUUGGGACGAGUGGAUCAUGCUCUAUCCAAAUUCUACGGUUUUUGGAGAGCUCUAUGGGCUCAUUAGAGACAUCAAAAUCGUAGAGGUGUUGGGGAGCGACGAGGUUUUGCUAUGGAAUCAGAGAUCCAUUUAAAGGUUUCUCGAUAUUCGAUGUGGAGAAACUUUGGAAUUAUUGCUAUCUUCAUGCAAGAGGCACCGGGAUCGAUACCCGACAUCUCCAUUUCUUAUUUUUCUAGCUUUUGCAA